Molecule: messenger RNA, 201 nt
Organism: Blepharisma stoltei
Lineage: Eukaryota; Ciliophora; Heterotrichea; Heterotrichida; Blepharismidae
Source: the annotation of a GenBank genome assembly
AUGAAUAAAUUCCCUUGGCAAUCUUUUAUAAUUUGAAGUGACUUGCCAAUCUUUUUCAAAAAAUAUGCAUCAAUUCCUUUAUGCCAGCUGCAAUUUGCAGAGCUAAAUAGCACAUUCAAAUUGUUUGAAAAUGUUAGCUUUAAAAGCUUCAUUCUCUCUUGCCAAAAUCCUUUCAAAGGUUACUCAUAUCUUAAUAUAUAG